UCAUAUGUUACAAAGGGCCCGGCGAACACAAGUCUGCCAAAGUCCAGGACCCUCGGUAGUCUUCUCGCCUCCUCUCGUGAACUCACUCCGAGCGGAAGGUUGAUGAAACCCAUCCAACCACCUCUGCCACGCAGUCAGACAUUGGGAAACAUUUCAUGCUUGAAUCACUCAGCUUUGACACCAUCACCAAGAAAGCCAACGCAGGCCAUUCCAGAUGGUUUACGAUCAUACUACAACUCCCAGAACCAACUUGAUGGUUCAAAGGUAUUUCAAGGAAGCAGGAUGGCGGAGAAAGAGAUGAGAUUCAUGACGGAGGUCCAGAGAGAAGCUGCAGCGAACUGUACACGCAUGAGAAAUGCACUUGGCAAAGUUCCUGUAGCACUGAGGACGCCGAUUUCUUUGAAGUCCCGAAUCUCAGAUGUACCUGCAAGCGAUGAUCGUUUUCUGCCUCCUACAUCCGGCGUUGGAAGAGCUCCUGACAGCGACCUGUCAAAUCUUCAACUCCCAGGGGCGACCUUCACAAACCGGUCACUGGAGUCACCCCCUUACACACAGGUGAGGGAGGCUGCUGAUACAUUAAACCACGUACCCAAGACUCCUUCAUCGAGGGAAGAGGUUUUAAGCCCCAAGGAUGUAAGUGUUGUAUGUCAAGCCGAAACCAUUCCAUACUGGACAGGUCGCUUUGUGGGUGUAUGUGAUCGUCUUAAGAUGGAAGAAUUCAAUACCAGAAGAUCGUUUCCAGGGCCAGCAGACAACAAAUCAGUCGAGGCAAUCUGGGAUAGUAGGGAGAAACUGAUAAUUGACACUGCCGUCAUUGAGCUCACUCGUCACUGCAAGACCACCGAGGCCUUAAAAAGCCUUACAGACUUUGAGACCCGGUUAUUGCAAGAUGUUGGACGAAGUCGAAACCAUACAACUGCGCAACUGAUAGGGCAUCGGCUACUGGCAGGACAUACUGGCCUACCCAAACCUUCUGGAUCAUAUUCCAAUCCAACGAAAAUUUGGAUCGCACCAUCAUCUCCUAAAACCGCAACAUCCACUACAAGUGGAGUGUCAAGCAUCAAUGCAGAAGCAACCCUUGCUGCAGGUCCCAAGCUGUUUUAUGGUCGCGGAGGGAUGGCGAAGAGUAAGACAACCGGGCAUCUAGCGUCCCUUAUCCCUAUGAUUCAAGCUCGAUCAAGGUCGAUAGCACCAACACCCCGCCACAUCCCGCAAGCAAACACUGCGGAGUCUUCGAGCCAUAGACGGAAGACCUCCUAUUUUGAUUGUUCCCCUGAGACACGGGCACUGGUAUGGAAGGAAAGAGAAGACCGUGCUGCUCGCAGGGUGGCCGAAGUGAGAGGAAGAUUGGAGGCCAGGCUGCUCUCA
This is a messenger RNA of Exophiala aquamarina CBS 119918, 1368 nucleotides long. RefSeq lists its product as uncharacterized. The annotation marks the transcript as partial. NCBI's taxonomy places the organism in Eukaryota, Fungi, Ascomycota, Eurotiomycetes, Chaetothyriales, Herpotrichiellaceae. The record is from RefSeq and is a predicted model, not a curated record. The transcript is spliced from 2 exons.